Molecule: messenger RNA, 2778 nt
Organism: Prionailurus viverrinus (fishing cat)
Lineage: Eukaryota; Metazoa; Chordata; Mammalia; Carnivora; Felidae
Product: transmembrane protein 198-like
Exons: 5
Coding region: 756-1811 (351 amino acids)
Cellular component (GO): vesicle membrane; plasma membrane
Source: RefSeq, a predicted model, not a curated record
CCUCUCUGUCGGUCCCCUCCUCUGCACACGCCUCUCUCGUUAGUCCCCCUUCCAGACCCCGUCUUGCUCCGCAAGUUUUUCCGCCCAUGAGCCCCUCGCCGGCGCCCCCAGUCCUGUAAAAGCCCCUUCCCCGGGUCCCCGUCUCGACCACCAGGUUCUCCAGAAGACAAUACUCCAAUUCUCUGGGAAGUGGAAGAAACCAAGCCGGGACUAGGGGGGCGCUGGGACCCCCGUUGGGGCUUUGAGAGCUUCUAAUUGUCGAGUUAUCGCCUAAGUAUUCAGAGACAUUUUCUUCAACUUCGUGUGGUGCCCCCAAACCCUUCCCUGCUAUGGUUGCGGGGGUGUCUGGUCCCAGCUUAGAUCAGUGGGCAAACUGGGUCCCCCCACACAUAGGGAAAAGAGUUGGAGGGGCCCGCCCCGUGAUGUCACCCCCACUCCCCCACCCUCACACACACACCCUGUCCCCUUCCUCCACCCCCUAGGCUGAUUGCAUUUAGCUCUCAGGGCUUGGGCUACGACUUGCAAGAGUUUAGGGGGGCAACGAACAGAGUGGCCCUGGGGGUGCCCACGCCCGACAGCCGCCCCGACGCCUAGGACCUCCGGGCAAGGAUGCAGCAGGGGGGUUAGGGAAGCACUUCUACCCCCUCCUCUCCUGAGUCCUGGCAGGGUGGUUUCCCAACCCCCUCAAGACAUUCAUGGAUGGAUGAGAGGAGCUGACACUGACCUUCCCCUCUGUGAUCACCUUUUCUUCGGCCAUGGAGGAAGCCUUGCUGCCCCUGGCCAUGACCUCUGACCCCAGGCCCUUUAAUCAACAACUCCCAGAGCCUCCAGACCCAAGAUGUGUCUUGGAACCCCAGGACAAUCCUGAACUGGCACCCGCCCUGGUGUGUGCUCUUUGCUGCUGCUUUGGAAUCAUCUACUGCUGCUUCGGCUACCGCUGCUUCAAGGCAGUAAUGUUUCUCUCGGGCCUGCUGUCAGGAGCUCUGGUGAUCUUCCUGCUGUGCCACAAGGAACGAGUGCUAGAGACACAGCUGAGCCUGGAGGUGAGCGCGGGCAUUGCGCUAGGCAUCGGACUCCUCUGUGGCCUGGUCACCAUGUUGGUUCGCAGCGUUGGGCUCUUCCUGACUGGUCUCCUGCUAGGCCUAACCCUGGGUGCCGGGGCCCUGCUGGGCACAGAGCCCAUCUACCAACCACCUUCAGCCUGGGUGCCAGCUGGGGGGCUGGUGGGGCUGGCACUGCUGGGAGCCCUGCUCACGCUUCGGUGGCCACGUCCAUUCACAGUUCUGGGCACGGCCCUGCUGGGUGCUGCGGUGCUGGUGGCCUGUGCUGACUACUUCCUAGAGGGGCUGGCACUGGGCAGUCGGCUGGGCCAACGCUUGCAGGCACUUCCAGCCUUGCCUCCUCUCUGCUGGUAUAGCUGGGUCUUGCUGGGCACCUGGCCAGCCCUGGGGGCCCUUGGGGCCCUGGCCCAGUGGAAGCUCAUGGAUGAGGAACAUGGAGGCCACGCCAAUGCAGUGGUCUUGAGCCACCAGCGAAGGCAUCUUCAACUCCUUCGGAUCCGCCAGCAAGAGGCCAAGUGGCACCGAACAUCCCCUGGGGUGGGGCUCUGUGAGGGCAGUUACCGGCGCCAGCUCCCCCACAACGGCCGGAGCCCUGCUGAUAGUCUGGCUCCUAGUUAUCUCCAGAGCCUUCGAGAACGCCAACUGGGACCAGGCACCCGGGCCACAGCCCCCCACACCAUCCUGGACUUGGAUUCUGACUGUGGUUCCACUGUACCCCUCACCACACCUUCUGGUUCCACCCAUACCUGAGCCUAAACCUCCACUGAGGCUUCCACCCCAGCAAGAGCCUGGGAACACCCAAAUGUGCAAGGCCUGAGCCCACAGGACACACACACAAACUUCCCCACCUCUCAGAUUGGGGAUAGAAUCUGUACUCCAACCCAGACCAACCCUGUAGGGAUAUGUUUCAGGGACAGGUAAAGGAGAAUCUUGUGGGGAGGGGAGAAGAAUGGAAGUAGGAGAACCUACCUCUUCCAAAAAUAGAGGUGCCCUGGUCCCUAAAGUAACUGACUUUCUAAUUCCCUUUAAACCAAGGAGAGCCCUUACCCAAAUAGCCUUUUAUAUAUACUUGCCUUGGUAUGCCUCACAAUGGUAAAAUAAAGAGUUUUGUUGUUUUCGGACCUAUUGAAAAUCAGGAAGCCCACUAAAGCACUUGAUAGCUUUUUGAUGGGGAGAAGGACACAGAGGAACUCUAGGAUCACCUAAUCCCUAGGCCUCUCUCAUUAAAAGGUAGUUGGCUUCCUGGUUAGCCUUUACUCCCGAGUCCCAUAGGCUCAAGCCUCCUUCUCCUACCUCAGUUGGGAGUACUGUCCAUGGUGCUUCCUUUUCCCUCCUUAAUGUAGGGAAGACGAUGGGGCAAUGUAUGGAACAGCACCUGCCUCCCCCAAAAGCUGGCUAUUUGCCCCAAGGAGAAAGCAUUGGCCCACAUGCCAGAGUCCUGCCCUUUUGCCCAAAGUAGCCUGGUCUUCAAGGCUGCACAGGAGACAAGUGCCUUCUCUGCUUCUCAUUGUAGGUGAUGCUAAUCUCCUUAACUAGAACUUUGUCCCACCCACUAACCCAUUCUAACUCUCCCUCCUCUGAUUCUCCCGCUCAAAGUCUGUUCCCUGGUUCCCCAGACAGCAUGAAGGAAGAUACAUUCCUCCCCUGGGCAACAAAGCUAGGAUGGGAGGGAAGAAGAAUAUGGGAGCACGUGAAUAAAAUGGCAUUGAACACUGAA